AUGGGAGAGUUGGAUACAUCUGGGAAGCACUCACUAGGUGUCUACAGUGGCAAGCAAGAGGAGGCUGUGGAGAUGAAGGUAGGAAAAGCGGCCUAUAAGAUCCUGAUGGGGCAGGAUAGGGACCCGGAAUGGAUAGUGGCAGGGGGAGCCCUGACCCCCAAUACCUCCUCACCAUUCCCCCCUGAGCCUCCAGGGGCAUCAGGCAGCAUCAUCCCAGUCUACUGUGCCCUCCUGGCUGCUGUGGUCCUGGGCCUGCUGGCUUACGUGGUCUUCAAGUGCUGGCGUUCCCAUAAGCAAAGACAGCAGCUGGCCAAGGCUCGGACUGCAGAGCUGGGGAGCCUCGACAGGGACCAGGUGCAUGGCAAUAGCAGUAUCUUCCUGGACUCUCCCAACCACCAGGAACUCGGUGCCACUGGCCAGGGGCCGAAUCCUGAGGUUGGUGGCAGACUUUAUCUUCACCUCCCGCGGCAGCAGCAGGAGGAAGUGGAGCGGCUCUUGGAGGUGCAGGGUGAACCUGAUAAGGGCUGGCAGGGCCUGGCAGGCUGCCUGGGCUACCGGGCUGAGGCUGUGGAGACCCUGGCCCAGGGCCAGGCUCCAGCCUACAAUCUACUGAGGGACUGGGCCAUCCGGGAAGGCACCGGAGCUACCCUCCGAGUUCUGGAGGAUGCACUGGUUGCCAUGGACCGUGAAGAUGUGGCCCAGGUCCUGAGCCCCUUGGCUGAGGGCUGCUCUGUGGUGUGA
Molecule: messenger RNA, 741 nt
Organism: Chrysochloris asiatica (Cape golden mole)
Lineage: Eukaryota; Metazoa; Chordata; Mammalia; Afrosoricida; Chrysochloridae
Product: death domain-containing membrane protein NRADD-like
Exons: 4
Coding region: 1-741 (246 amino acids)
Biological process (GO): Rho protein signal transduction
Cellular component (GO): cell surface; plasma membrane
Molecular function (GO): nerve growth factor binding; coreceptor activity; death receptor activity
Source: RefSeq, a predicted model, not a curated record